AGUUGCUGACUUUGAUACUUACUUGAGCAUAAUAGGCUUUGGGAAUUAAAUUUACCUCCGCUCAAAAGAAAGGUGUGUUUGACAUCCCAACGAGCAUCAACUGGGUCAGGUGCUGUUCUAUAGAAUAAGAGCUGGUUUCCUGGACUUCUCUAAUUACGGACAAGACAAAGAAAAACAACAUUCAACUAAUCCCAAUUUCGCUUUUAUGCUUGAUCUGAAUUGAGAGGAGUAACUUGAGUUUAACCUCUAAAUCCAACUCAGUUUUUAUUGACAUUUCAUUUAAUUGUAUCAAAAUUUGGGAUUCUCCUCUUUGUAAAAACUUUUUAAAGGACAUUAGCUUAGCCUUUUUGUACUCUCACUUGGUGUGAACGAAGGACAUGCAUCACAGUUUGUAGGCAAUGAAGUUUUAUCCUUGCCCAUUUCUUUAUGUUAUUAUUAUUGGUGAUUUCCAGCUGGAAACGAGUGUAACUUAUUGGAUUCCAUAUAAGCUGCAUAAAUGAUAAUUUUAUUGGGGUGUGGGUAGCAUAAUAGCAUUACUCUGAGCUGCACUUCUCUUUUGAAACUUUUGAAUUAUUGAACAAGGAAUGAUUUUAUAACGGCAGUGGUCGAUUACUUACUAUCUCUGGCAACUGCACCCUUUCAUUCUAUCCUACCCCCACCAAAGGAAAGCUCUCAUAGGCCAUAGCCACAAAAUUUUCAUUUAUGUAAUCAGGGUUUUCACUUGGUGGAUACAAUUCAUUUCUUUACAGGGUGCUCUCAAAUGACGCUUUCAGUUUGCAUGCGGAAAGAAAAUCUGCCGUGAACACGAUCAAUAAUGUAUACUACAACAUUUUGCUUUGACACUUUGGUAAGGAUCUCCUUCAUAUAUUGUGGGAAUGGCAGCUGAUCAGAGGCAAAAGCGACCAAGUGGUACCAUUACAGGAUGUAGUUCUUGGGAUCAGUAUAGAACGAGAAAGAAAAGACUAGAAUCAUCAAAUAAUGAUUUAAAUACAAAAUCUCACAUUUCUCUUGAAUGGGAUGGCAGCCAGGAAAGAGUUGUUGCCAAAAAGGAGCAAAUCUGUAUCAGUUGGAGAGAUAUAAGGCCUUUUGUAGACUCUAUUCCUCAAUGCCACAACAUUCUGGCUGAUGUUGUCACUAUUCCUCAAGAAAUUUUUGAUUUGGAGAAUUUGACUGAGGUACUUUCAUAUCAGGUUUGGCAGACUCAUUUAUCAGAGAAUGAGAGAAGAUUUCUUCAGCAGUUUCUUCCAAGUGAGCAAGAUGCCCAACAAGUUGGCCAAGCAUUGCUUGGCGGGGAUAAUUUUCACUUUGGGAACACAUUUCUUAAAUGGGGUGCUUCACUUUGUUUAGGUAAUCUUCAUCCUGAUGCAGUUCUUCUUCAGGAAAAGUGGCUGAAGGCUGAUAAGAAAGCAUACUACUUGGAAUUGAAGAGAUAUCAUCAUGAUAUGAUUGAAUAUUUGCAGAUGUUGAAGGGAAAAUGGGGAAGCUGCAAAGAUUCUGAAAAGGAAAUUCAACAAAAGACUUGGAGGUCAAGAAGGGAUGAUGGUGAGGGAAUUUUUUUUCCUGCCAAUGGAUCUAGAUUUUUUGACCUUGAAGAUGAUGUUGCGGCCACAUCCAAUUCUUCUUCCUCAAUAGGAGAGGAUAAAGCUUCUAGUAGUGAUAAUCAGAACUCUUCAAUAUUCAAGGGUAGAGAACUUCAGAAGAGGAAGCACAAGAAAGGCUUGAAGAAAGACAAAUGUAUAUAUCCAUUGAUUGCUUCAGAUCAUGCGGUAAAUGUGGGAAAUGGACCCAGAAAAGGAGGAACGAUUCACAAGCGUAACAUCCAGGAUAGUGAUGGUGCUGAAUAUAUGUCUUAUUUAAAGAUUAGCAAGAAGCAGUACGAACUUGUGAAGAGUAUGAAGGAGUCUGGUAAGACCAUGCAGUCCAAGACACUUAACUGUGUUUUAGGCAACCAUAAUAGCUGGCAUGUUCAACCAUUUGUAGUAUUUGAGGAAGAGGAACAGAGGAAAUGGCAGGAUCAUUGGUUGCAAUUGGCAAACAAAGAUAUUCCUGCGGCUUAUGCAAAUUGGAGGCAAAAACGGUUCCAGAUAGGAGAAAGUAUCGAGUUGUUGAAGCAAGACAUGAAGAAUGAACUAAAGUUGCAGAUGGAGAAUAAGAAGAAAGGUAACCGUGAGAUUGUGAUUCAGGACCAAAAUGAUGCCGGUGCAGACGAUGAACCAAAAAAUGAAGAAGAUUCUGGUUCUGGCUCAUUACAGAAUCAACCACAGCAGAUUUCUUCCCUUAAAGUUGGCCAUCACUUGAAUGCCACUACUACGGAUGCAGAAAACAAUCAUAUUAUAUCUAGACCCGGUGAUGCUUCUCAAUAUGCAUCCAGGUACGCGGAGAAUGCAAACGUUGCAAAUGUUCCUGUUAGACAAAAUGCUACCAUCUCUUCAUGUGGGGACGGCGUCUGGUCACAUUCUCACUAUAAUUCAACUGGAACCAAUGAGUACACAUCUGCCAGUGGGUUUUCGCAUCCACAUCAAGUUAAUGAAGGCCAACGAACUCGCGUGAUUGAUCUAGAAUCUGACGUGGGUGAUGAAGCCAACAGAAAAAUUUUGUUGCUCAGACAAUCAGAUGAUGGGUCCUUCAGUUCUUACCCAAACCAUGACCAGAAUGAAUUCCUUCAAUCUCUCUUUAAGGGCCAUGGGAUGUUAUCCUGCCAUCAUGAACAAAAACAAGCUAGCUUUGAUUUUCUGCCACCAAACAAUGUGUCGGUGGAAGAUGGCCAGUUCCAUGGGCAUUUCCAGGAUCAGGUUCAACCACUGCUGCCACUGGAGCAGGGGCAAAAGACGGAGAAUGAGGGCUACAUGCAGCGAAGAAUGUCUUCGGACAUUUACUCUGGUGGAAGCAGAUACUUAAUUCCAAGGCAAGAGCACGUGCCUCCAUUGGGUGUUCAGGAUUGGACUAUCAACUCUACCCACAUGCCAACAACUGCUCUUCAAUCUAACCUAAAUGGUGGUGAAUUGCUAAAUCAGAACUGGUUUCCCUCAGAGCAUCAAAUGCGUGGGAGCUGGAGUGGUUCAGAUGGUGUUAAUGUUCCAAGUCAGAACAUUGCAAGUGGAAGCAAUGCAGAUCAAAGCUUGUUCAGUGUCUUAUCCCAACGUAACCAACCAUGCAAUAGUAGCCCUUAUGAUACAGUGGGCUCCAAUGAACGGGUCAUUUUUCCCAGGAACUAUGGAAUUGUUGGUAGAGGUGCUCCCAGGAUGACCAAUGCUUUGUCCCAAGGAGUCGAUCCAAUCAACUACUUGGGAGAGCGUGGUGAAGCUACUCCCCUAAUGCCUGAUGGUAUGGGAUGGAUGAGCCUGCAACAGAAUUCUGCUCUACAUGAUCCAAUGGGCAAACAGUACUUGGGGUCAUGGAAUCAAUAGCCACAUUUUUUUGAGUUGGUGGCAAUCUGGCCUGGAUUAGGUGAUCGUUCACAGUGGUUGAUUAGAUAAAGGAGCAAUAGUGAAGCAUGACGCACUUGUUCAGAGUUUCUGAGUUGUUAUUCUCACAAGAGACUCUUAAGGUUAUCACAUAUCUACAGAAUCCUGAUUAUACAAUCCCCAAGAUAGUUUUGUGUAUAUAUCUUCUAGAUAGUAGGCGGGUCUGUGGGAUGAAAAUGGAAGGUGAGAAAGAUUCUGGUUUCUCCUAUUUGGGUUGGCAAGUUAUUUUAUUAAAUUUUUGUUUCCAUUGGGAUUCGUAUUAGUUGGCUGGCUGACUAAUGUGUUUCAAUAAUAUUUGAGGCUAUAGAUCAUUGAAAUGCCGCUCCCC
Molecule: messenger RNA, 3792 nt
Organism: Tripterygium wilfordii
Lineage: Eukaryota; Viridiplantae; Streptophyta; Magnoliopsida; Celastrales; Celastraceae
Exons: 9
Coding region: 876-3407 (843 amino acids)
Cellular component (GO): Ino80 complex
Source: RefSeq, a predicted model, not a curated record